UACAACUAUUUGUUCGCACGUAGCAACAACGGCACGUUUAUUUUGAGGAUCGAGGACACCGAUCGGACAAGAACGGUUCCCGGGGCAAUAGAGAGACUCCAGGAUGAUUUGCUAUGGGCAGGGAUUAUACCCGACGAAGAUCCUACCAGAGGUGGCCCCGUUGGCUCUUACGUGCAGUUGUCAAGGCUCGAAUUGUACAAAGAGCAGGCGCUUAAACUCUUGGACAAUCAAUCCGCUUAUUACUGCUUUUGUACGGAGAAAAGACUGGAAUUGUUGAGGAGAGAGGCUAUAAAGUGUGGACAAGUACCUAAAUAUGACAAUAGGUGUCGACAUUUUACCAAGGAUCAAGUAAAGGAAAUGCUCUGGAAAAAUAUCACUUAUUGUAUUAGAUUUAAGUUGGCGUCCACACCGGCGGCCUUUCACGACAUAGUUUACGGCGACGUGGUGCAUGAUCUUACCAAGUCCGAGGGAGAUCCAGUUAUCAUAAAAUCAGAUGGCUAUCCCACUUACCAUUUUGCAGAUGUAGUCGAUGACCAUUUUAUGGAAAUAUCUCAUAUCUUACGGGGCGUUGAAUGGCAAGUUUCUACACCUAAGCAUAUUAUGCUUUACAAAGCGCUUGGCCGGAAUUCUCCCAUAUAUGGACACUUACCUUUUAAUAUUAAACGCGGAUCCAAGUUGUCCAAGAGACAGGGUGACAUCAAAAUCGAGUCAUUUAGGAAACAGGGUAUUUUUCCACUAGCGUUAUUGAAUUACGUGAUAGGGGCUGAUGGUGGUUUCCACAAAGAACGAGAAAACCAACAUCUUUACAGUUAUCAAGCAUUAAUUAAACAGUUUGAUAUUAAUAAAAUAAAAUCGAGUUCUGGCAAACUUAUGCCUGAGAAAGUAUUGGACUUGAAUAAAUUGGAAAUGGCAAAUUUACUACAAAAUGAAAACAACUAUAAAUUUUUUAUUGAGAGAAUU
This is a messenger RNA of Vollenhovia emeryi, 960 nucleotides long. RefSeq names its product probable glutamate--tRNA ligase, mitochondrial. The transcript has 5 exons. The annotation marks the transcript as partial. Gene Ontology annotation, biological process: glutamyl-tRNA aminoacylation. Gene Ontology annotation, molecular function: glutamate-tRNA ligase activity; ATP binding. The record is from RefSeq and is a predicted model, not a curated record. NCBI's taxonomy places the organism in Eukaryota, Metazoa, Arthropoda, Insecta, Hymenoptera, Formicidae.